Xiphophorus couchianus (Monterrey platyfish) is the source of this 2333-nucleotide messenger RNA. RefSeq names its product transcription factor Sox-10-like. The record is from RefSeq and is a predicted model, not a curated record. Gene Ontology annotation, molecular function: RNA polymerase II cis-regulatory region sequence-specific DNA binding; DNA-binding transcription factor activity, RNA polymerase II-specific. The coding region runs from base 1 to 1509 and encodes 502 amino acids. The transcript has 3 exons. Gene Ontology annotation, biological process: enteric nervous system development; neural crest cell migration; negative regulation of transcription by RNA polymerase II. Gene Ontology annotation, cellular component: nucleus. Lineage: Eukaryota; Metazoa; Chordata; Actinopteri; Cyprinodontiformes; Poeciliidae.
AUGUCGGGAGAGGAGCACAGCCUGUCAGAGUCAGAGCUGAGUCCCGUGGGGUCAGAUGACGGCCACUCGCUGUCACCGAGUCAGUCCGGAGCGCCACACGGCCCGGACUCCCCCCUGAGCGGCCCGCCUCAGCAGCUCACCGCGCUCUGCGUGGCGGAUGCGGGCAGCGAGGACGGAGGCAUAGUGAGGGCCAAGUCGGAGGAGGAGGACGAUCGCUUCCCCAUCGGGAUCAGGGAGGCGGUCAGUCAGGUGCUGGACGGAUACGACUGGACGCUCGUGCCAAUGCCGGUGCGCGUGAACAACGGGAACAAGGCGAAGCCCCACGUGAAGAGGCCCAUGAACGCGUUCAUGGUGUGGGCGCAAGCCGCGAGGAGGAAGCUGGCAGAUCAGUACCCCCACCUACACAACGCGGAGCUCAGCAAGACCCUGGGCAAGCUGUGGAGACUGUUAAACGAGAGCGACAAGAGGCCAUUCAUCGAGGAGGCAGAGAGGCUGAGAAAACAGCACAAAAAGGACUACCCAGACUACAAGUACCAGCCCCGGAGACGCAAAAAUGGCAAACUGACCCCAGCCAGUGAGUCCGACAGCCAGGGGGAAGGGGAGGCCAGCCACUCCCAGUCCCACUACAAGACCCUACACCUGGAUCACAAUGGUGGGGCUGGGUCUCCCCUGGGUGACCUGCACCACCACCACCACCACCAUCACCAUCAUCCCACAGGUCAGGGUCACAGCCCACCCACACCCCCCACCACCCCAAAGACAGAGCUUCAGUCUGGGAAACUGUCAGAUGCCAAAAGGGAGGGUGGAACAGGAGCGGGCGGAGGAUCUGGGGGUUCCAGGAGCGCCCUUGGAGUUGGAGCUGAGGGGGCAUCUGGUGGUCCUUCAUCGUCAAGCACCAAACCCCACAUUGACUUCGGCACCAUGGAUAUUGGCGAGAUCAGUCAUGAGGUGAUGUCCAAUAUUGAGCCGUUUGAUGUCAACGAGUUCGACCAGUACCUUCCUCCAAAUGGUCACCCACAGAGUGGCGCCGGGGCCCCCCCGGCCGGCUCCUCCGCCUCAUCCUACGCUUACGCCCUGGCUGCAGCCAGCGGGCACUCGGCUUGGCUCUCGAAACAGCAGCAGCAGCAGCCUCAGGCCUCUCCUUCGUCCUCGGAUCCUUCGAAGGCCCCCAUCAAAAGUGAGUCUGCGUCCGCUAGCCACUAUGCAGAGGCUUCAUCCUCCCCCUCCUCAGGUACCCACGUCACCUACACCCCGCUCAGCCUCCCCCACUAUGGCUCCGCUUUCCCUUCGCUGGCCUCCAGGGCUCAGUUUGAGUACGGAGACCACCAAGCCCCCGGGGCAUACUACACCCACUCCAGCCAGGCCCCAGGGCUGUAUUCAGCAUUCUCCUACAUGGGCCCUACACAGAGGCCUCUGUACACUACCAUAGGAGACCCCUCCAGCGUGGCGCCCUCUCACAGCCCCACACACUGGGAGCAGCCUGUUUAUACCACGCUCACAAGACCUUGAGGCAGAGCAGCUGAGCAGCGGGAAAUAUGGGAAGUGUGUGCGUGAAUCUCUUGUAUCUGUGUGCAAACAUGUGGGUGUAUGAAUUUUAUGUGUGUAUCUGUGCCAUAUUAGUGGUUUUUACCAUGUUUUUUUCUUUUUUUUUUUUUUUUAGCCAACAUGAUAAAAAGUGUCCACAAGAGCUAACACGAAACAAAGACUCGUGCAGAAUGAAAUGCGAAUCAUGGGCCCACAGCCAAUCAAAAACACGUCAAUGUUAACAAACGUGUGCCAUCCUAUUUUAUUUUUUACUUUGUCAUGUACAGCACUUGUAUAUACGUUACAAACGGUAGAGCGAGAGCUGGGAUUGGACUAGUGUUGGAUUAAAGAUUGACUCUGAUUACACCAGGAGGUGACAGGUUUUUAGACUGACAUAAUCUAAUUUUAUUAACCAAACUAAACGAUUAUUUGGUGUUUUUGUGUUCAUGCAAGUAGUGCAUUUAUUUUCAUCACGGUGUAACCAUCUUCACUGAUCGGCACCACUGCUAUGGAGAAAAAAAGAAGAAGCACGUUCUGUUUCAUUUCAGAUGUAAGAUUGUUUUUCAUGGCCAAAAAUGGACAGCUGAAACUUUUGUUGUUGUUGUUUUUAUUCUGUAGAUAUCUCACUCUAUAUUUCUUCCUUUGGAUCUAUUUUUGCUGAACUAAAUAAGCGUGUAUAGUGGGGAAAAAAAUAGGAAAAAGACAGGGAAAGAGAGCUCUUAAAGAUGUAGUAUUUUAAUGUGUGACUCCUUGGAGAUUUACCUCAGUUCUAUUUGCUUUGUGGCGAUCACCUGAAUUCCUGAAAAAAA